AUGCUGCUCUCACCCGAUGAACUUCCAUCGUCCGAAGCCCUCAACUUCUACGUCAUUUAUUGCCAAGUCAUCUUUUGCGUGACGACCGUAGUUGUAAUCUUCACACUAGUCGUCAUGACCAUAUGUAAGUCAUCUAUUAGCAAUAUUUAUUGUAAAAUCUAGCUUCAACCCAGUCCAUGAGAGUCUAUCACUACUAUUUGGUCACCGAGAUUGUAUGGUCGUACCUAUGCGACGCGAUUUGCAGGGCCUCAACGUUGCUCUCCAUGCAGCCUCUACCGUGUCUGGCGUUUCUCGGCCGGCUGGCCCCGCUGGCCAGCUCACGGCCCCGUUUAAUCGCGGCGGUCGCAAUUUUCAUCCUCAGCGGUCGGUCGGCAGCGAUUGGCCUGCAAUGUUUCUAUCGGGUCUUCCAAUCUGUGCCUCCGCAAAUGCCAGCAUAUCGGUUCUUGCAUCGAAUGCUGAACGACUACGCUUGGAUGACAUUUUUUGCGAUGACUUUUAUCGCCUUUGCCUGCAUUUGGGUGAGUUUAUUAGAACGGUUCUAUCAGUCUGUCGGGAAAAAUAUGCAUUCUGUUGCAUCGAAAAUUAAAUUCUUUUCGCUGCAGCAACGCUAUUUUGCUGCGACGACCGUCACUAUUUUCCCGACAGAGAUACGGACCUUAUCGCCCGACUAUUAACAGAGAUUUCUUUCAGGGUCCCAUGUCCAUGUCCUUUCCCGAUCAAGACGCCCAGAAGCAACUCCUCCUCGCCGCCGACCCAACAUUGGAUUAUCUGUACGCCCGUCUACCGCACAUCAUCUGCUUUACCACCGGCACUCACAUCGACGGGAGCUUGUCUACAGCCGUAGCACUGCUGAUCGCGAUCCCGUGCCUCGGCAGUGCGUUGAUCUUCGCGGUUCAUCGACAGGUGCGGCGCAGCAAACGGCCCGAGCGCACCAUCCAUCUGCACAUGAUGCUGCUGCGGUCGUUGAUCAUCCAGGCCGGCGUUUUGUACGUCUUCAUCGUCUUGCCCGCCUAUGUGUUGGUGCUGUCGCCAAUGCUCGGCGUGAGGGCCGCACCGCAACUGUCAGUCUACAUCGCGGUUGUCUACUAUCUCGAGACGAAUGUCGAGUGUCUGAUGCUGUUGUGGUGUGUGAAGCCCUACAGAGAGGGUGGGUGGCAGAUUUUGCGGAUUGCUACAAGAACAUCGAAGCCGGUUCAAGUGCGAUCCCGGUCGUCAACAAAUUGA
Messenger RNA from Bursaphelenchus xylophilus (pine wood nematode), 1224 nucleotides. NCBI's taxonomy places the organism in Eukaryota, Metazoa, Nematoda, Chromadorea, Rhabditida, Aphelenchoididae. The record is from the annotation of a GenBank genome assembly.